AUGACACAGAACGAUGAAGAUCCCGAGUCUUCGUACGACCGACAAUCUUCCCGCAUUGAACCACCCCCUGAUGGAGGAGUAAAGGCAUGGACACAAGCCAUAAUGGGCCAUCUAGUGGUGUUUAACACCUGGGGGUACAUUGUCACCUUCGGCGUAUUCCAGGAAUACUACGAAUCCAGACUUGGCGUUUCAGCAUCGGCUAUUUCAUGGGUCGGAUCUAUACAAGUUUUCCUCAUUUUCUUUAUCGGGGCAUUCUCCGGUCGGGCCCUAGACGCAGGCUUCUUCCACACUGUCUUUUAUACCGGGGUCCUUCUGCAGCUCCUCGGGGUGUUCAUGACUUCACUCUCGACACGCUAUUGGCAGCUAUUCCUCGCCCAGGGUGUCUGUACAGGCCUUGGCAGUGGUCUACAGUUCUGCCCCGUGAUGGGGCUGGUGGCUACCUACUUCUCUGAGCGGAGGGUGUUUGCCCUGGCAUUUUGUCUGGUUGGGAGUGGAACUGGAGGCAUGCUUCUUCCUGGUUUGGUGAAAGCUCUCUUGCCGUCGAUCGGAUUCGGUUGGACGGUUAGGGUGUUGGGGUUUGUCAUGCUCGCUACGAGUAUCCCUGCUAUUCUGCUGUUGCAGCCUCGACUACCCCCGCGCAAGGCUGGCGCCCUCAUUGAAUGGCAGGCGUUCAAGGAACCUACCUACGUGCUUUUUUGUCUGGGCAUGUUUCUGAAUUUCUGGGCUUUAUACUUCGCCUUCUAUUACAUUGGUGCAUUUGCUCGCAACAUUCUCGGCAUGUCCUAUUCGGACUCGGGCAAUUUGAUCAUUGUAACCAAUGGAGCAGGGAUCAUCGGUCGCCUUAUCCCGGCCUAUUUGGCCGAUCUCAAAUAUGGACCACUCAACACCAUCAUUCCCCUGACCUUUGCUGCUAGUGUGAUGAUGUUCUGCUGGGCUGCCGUCCAUUCAGUUGCCGGCCUGUACGUAUUUGCCGUGCUCUACGGCUUGUUUUCCAAUGGGGUGCAGGGCCUCUGGCCAUCAACACUCUCCAGUCUUACGCCCGACCUACGCAAAACCGGAGUCCGCAUCGGCAUGGGCUUUACGAUUGUGAGUUUCGCCUGUCUGACGGGCCCACCCCUCGGUGGAGCUCUCAUUGCUAGAGCCGACAGCUACAUUGGAGCACAGAUCUGGGGCGGGUUAUCCUUUUUGCUGGGUGCGUUGGUUCUGGUGGCUGCGCGUGUGAAGAAAACAGGACCAAAAAUGAGGGCCAAGGUCUGA
Messenger RNA from Penicillium hordei, 1257 nucleotides. RefSeq lists its product as uncharacterized. Gene Ontology annotation, biological process: transmembrane transport. Gene Ontology annotation, cellular component: fungal-type vacuole membrane. Gene Ontology annotation, molecular function: transmembrane transporter activity. The coding region runs from base 1 to 1257 and encodes 418 amino acids. The transcript has a single exon. Lineage: Eukaryota; Fungi; Ascomycota; Eurotiomycetes; Eurotiales; Aspergillaceae. The record is from RefSeq and is a predicted model, not a curated record.